AUGCAGCGUGCGGCGAGAACAACAGCGGCGGCAGUGGUGGUGGGUCGACAGCGUGGUGCUGUGGUGGCACGGCACAUGUUCUCGCUACAUGUCCACACCUCCUCGCAGCAGAGCAACGGCGGCGGACAAAUGGCCACCACAACGUGCUUGGGAUGUGCGCACCUGCGUGGGGCCUCUCUAUCGUGGCAGGUUCGGCGCGGGCUGGCAUCGCAGCGACCCCUGCACCAGCAACUUGCAACCUCACAGCGUGGGCUUGGGCCGCGUGCAAGCCUGACUUCUUCAACGCGGGCAUCAUCGCAGCUGCAGCAGCAGCUCGAUCGCACCCUUUUGCACGCUUCUUCCGUCACUGCGCCACUUUCAGCGCAGCGUGAACAGUGCCACGAGCAGCAAGAGACUGGCGAUGCAAGACACCAUGCUGAUCAACGUCGCGGGACAGCUCCAUCCCCUGCACCGUUGACAACGGCAUCGGACAUGUCACGCAGGCAACUGAAGCGCGUUCGCAAGCAAUUGAAACAACACGUAGAAUCUGGGCAGUACGAUCGUGUUGUGGCAUUUGUGCGCGCCCUGGUGCGCUCCCUACUUGAAGGCGCUGGCCGUGGCGGGCACGCCCAAAACACAGCCACUGGCACAGCCGCCGACGCAGCCGCGCGCACAGGUGGCGGCAGCAACCAUGGUACCGUCAAUCGUGCUGACAGCUCCCAUACUCCACGCCACCGGGUAGCACACAGCACAGAACAACAGAGGCAGCCGCGACAGCCGCGACAGCGAACCCUUGAUGGCCCCUCGAUGUGCAUGGUGGUUGAGGCGAUGACAGCGGCGCUAGAUGUGCGGGAAGUGCUGGAACUGACAACGCAGCUGCGUGCAACCAACCACGCCUUCCCGCGCCAGGCGCCAGCGGUAUUUAUUGAACAGCUGAUGCGCAAGCACUUUGCUCGCACUCCCCACGCCCACAACGACAAUGUCUCGGAUGACUACGACGAUGAUGGUGCUACAAGCCGGGAUGGUCGUGACGACCAGACGAUGCCCACGUCGCAACCUCCACACUCCCCAGACGGUGCCACAAACACCUUUUUCAGCCAUCAGCACGAUCAACAACAACAACAACAACAACAACAACAACAACAACAACAACAACAACAACAACAACAACAACAACAACAACAACAACAACAACAACACCAACAACAACACCAACAACAACAACAGCAGCAGCAGCAGCAGCAGCAGCAGCAGCAACAACACACAAGCGACUCACACCCGAGACCGCCAUCGCCUCCUCCAUCCCCGUCAUCAGCUGCACCACAGCGCUGGACAAGGCACCCAAUAACAGCAACAGCAGCAGCAGCACCUGCAAUGCGGGGGCGCGAUGCCGUGUCGCUGUUCCUCGAGUUCCGCCGCUUGACCGGCACCACGCUGAGCGCAGCGUUGGUUGAUGAGGUUGGCCGGCGCCUGAGGCACGUAGUGCCGCCGGGUGUGCUGCGAGACGUGCUGCACGGCUUGGCCUGGGAACUGGCGAGGCGCGGGCUGCACAUGCCGCCCCGGGCGUGGCACACGUACGUGGUCGCUGUGCGGCGGGCCGGCGACGUGGGCGACGUGGGCGACGUGCUUGACCUAGCAGAGCAGACGCGCGUGCGGCUGAACCGGCACCAGUACGCGCUGCUGCUGCAGUUGGCGAGCGGGUGCCGGCGAGAAGAGCUGGUGGAGCACGUCUUCCAGCACAUGUGCGACAACGGGGUUGAGCCUGCGGUGUGGGCGUGGUCGGAGCGCAUGCGCUGCUUUGCACUCAGGGGCGAUGUGGCCAAAGUGGAGGGCAUGAUCCAGGAGAUGAAGCGGCUGCGGCUGGUGCUGCUGCCGGCUGUGUUCCACCGCUUCUUGGAGGCGCACGUGCACGCCGGCGACUUGUCUGGUGCGGAGCAGGUGUACAACAUCUUCGUGCGCACGGGCCACAAGGUGCACCCUGCGCUGCUGCUGCCGCUGCUGCGGGCGUACUUGGAGGAGCACCGGCCCGACGCCGCGCUGAGCGUGCUUGUUCGCAUGCGCACGCAUGCCCUCCACGUGCGCAGCAGCGACAUUGACGCCAUCAUUGACAUGUACACCGCCAACCGUGACGUUGCCGGCCUCCUCAAGGCCCGCGCUUUUCGUGACGCCAUCAACAAGGCAUAG
Molecule: messenger RNA, 2163 nt
Organism: Salpingoeca rosetta
Lineage: Eukaryota; Choanoflagellata; Craspedida; Salpingoecidae
Exons: 1
Coding region: 1-2163 (720 amino acids)
Molecular function (GO): protein binding
Source: RefSeq, a predicted model, not a curated record